Messenger RNA from Penaeus vannamei (Pacific white shrimp), 794 nucleotides. The record is from RefSeq and is a predicted model, not a curated record. Lineage: Eukaryota; Metazoa; Arthropoda; Malacostraca; Decapoda; Penaeidae.
CAGCCUCUUCAGUACAAGAGCGACCAUCCUCGCACCUCCUGAGGCUAAAGAAGUGACUUUCAUCUGAAAAUCUAGUGAGCGUAAUGGCGCCCAUCCAGAAGUGUUACGACGUGAAGAUCUCUGCCCCUGGCGUGAGCUGCCGUCGGUGCGGAGGAUCCUCCAAGAGGUCCUGGGACACGUUCCUUCCCAUCGCUCGAAGGGGAAGCUUCUUCCAAGAUUCGUUCUUCGCCAAUAUACAGCACGACUUCGACGCCGCCGUCAGGGACGUUCUGAACCGAUGGAGUGACGACGACCUCACACUGACGGACCGCAGGAGCCACAGCGACAUCAUGGGGCGGUACAGACAGCUUCGCUCUCGUAACAGGAAGGAAGAGAACCAGGCCAUCACAGUGACUUCAGACAGCUCUAGUCAUAAGAUUGUUCUGGAUAUGCACGACUUCAUGGGUGGAGAUGUGAAGGUGAAGGUAGUAGGUGAGAAGGAACUGGUGGUGGAAGGACGUAUGGAGAAGGAAGAGGGAAGAUCCUCCAUGUCUGCACACUCCUUCAGAAGACGAUUUUCCUUGCCUCAUCUUACUGACAUGACAGCGAUCACAUCUGUCAUGUCUUCGGAUGGAAUCCUCAUAAUCAAUGUGCCAGAAGUUGAAGAAGAUGCACGGCAGAAGGCCACCGUCAUUCCCGUCCACGUCGAGAAAACUGAAAAUUCCUCAAGAAUGCAGAACUGGGAAUCUUCUAACACAUCUUCCCUGCGUCUGCCGAGGCCACCUCCGUACAAGGAAGUCCUUGGAGGUCAAUAA